This is a messenger RNA of Pangasianodon hypophthalmus (striped catfish), 2048 nucleotides long. RefSeq lists its product as uncharacterized. Bases 125 to 1366 code for a protein of 413 amino acids. The record is from RefSeq and is a predicted model, not a curated record. The transcript is spliced from 11 exons. NCBI's taxonomy places the organism in Eukaryota, Metazoa, Chordata, Actinopteri, Siluriformes, Pangasiidae. Gene Ontology annotation, biological process: cell division. Gene Ontology annotation, molecular function: protein binding.
AAGUCAGAGUGCAUAAGUCCCAUGCCUUUUCCAUUUCGGAGCUGUAUAUGCAUAUCUGCGCUAUAAACAAUAUCAAAUAAAAGGUUUUGUGUAUCACAAGAGUUGCUGUCAUCGUAACACAACCAUGGGAGGACAAGCAAAGGCUAAAAAGAAAGGCAAACCUAAAAGAAAAGAGAACCGUAGAGGUCUAGAGAACACAGCAGUGUCACCACAGGACAGGAUGAAAGCCAGGAUGCAGGACAGAGCCAAAAAGAAGACGGCUGAAAAAUACACCAUCGAUCAGUUACUGGAAAAGACAGAAGAAUGUAUGGACAACUUUGACUUUCCAAUGGCAAAGAUGUUCUGUCAGCGUGCCCUGGACAUUGAACCUACCAACCUGACCGUUCUGGACAUGCUAGGAAACAUCUGUGCUGAGCUGGGGGACAUGGAUAAAGCCAAACAAAUAUUUCUGAAAGCAGUGGAACUGAGUCCAGAAGAAGGCCACACCAAAUACAUGUACCUGGGUCAGAUUCACACAGGCGCCGAGGCUGUGCAAUACUUCAGCAAAGGCACUGAAGUCAUGCUCAAAGCCAUAGACAAGCAAGUCCAAGAGGUUAGCAGUAUGGGAGCUGCUGCUUUACCUUCGGAGUCUCCCAUUACUGCAAAGGACGUGUCUGUGGCCUUCUGUUCCAUUGCCGAGAUCUUCUUCACUGACCUUUGUAUGGAGGAGGGAGCAGCCGAGCGGUGUAAGGAGGCUAUUGAGAAAGCGCUGCACUAUGACCAGAGCAACCCCGAAGCUCUGCAGUUAAUGGCUAGCUACCUCUUCAGCAUUGAGAAACCUGAGGAGGGCCGUGACUACCUGAUAAAGAGUGUGUCGUCAUGGUUACCGAGUCGACAGAAGGAGGAAGAGUCUUCAGCAAGCUCAGAGCAACCUGAUGAAGAUGACGAGGAAAGAGUGCAGAGUAAUAUCCCACCAUAUGAAUCCCGAAUUACAACAGCCAAACUACUGAUAGAAGUUGAGGAAUUUGAGAUGGCCACAGACGUGUUGGAGGGUCUGCUAGAGGAGGAUGAUGAGGUUGUACAGGUGUGGUAUUUGUUAGGAUGGUCGUAUUAUCUCCAGGUGGACAAACCCGGUAGUGCAGAAGACUCAGAAAGCUUGAAAAAAUCAGCCAGAAUCUACCUUACCAAAGCAAAAAAGCUCUACAUGAAGCUGCGUUGUGAGGAUGCGCCCAUGUUGGAGCACACUGAGCAGCUGUUAGGAGAACUUGGAGGAGAAUUGGUCGCUGAUGAUGAAGGGGAUGAAGCUGGACCCUCUAUUGACGACAUUGGGGAUGACUUCAUUCAGAGCAGUGAGGAUGAGGAAGAUGAUGAUGCCAUGGAGCACUGAAUGAUAAAUCUUUAAUUUGACUCCAGCCGAUGUUCUUCUGUUCCUUUUCUACUUUGUGCUCUGUUGUGACUGUUUUUAAAUCCUGGUUUUGGAGAUGGUUUUGUCAAAAAUCUAUCUGUCACUUCAUCUUCAAAGUUAAGAACAGAUGGCAAAGAAUAAAGGUGGAAAGAAUUAUCCAGACACACCUCAAGUUUCUGAAAAAAGGAGAACAAUAAAGGUGUUAUCAACUGUGCCAAAGCUGUCUAGAAGUUUUUUAGGUUGAUUAAUAAGUAUAUUGAUUAUGGAAUAAUUCAGUUAGACAACUACUUUACAAAAAUAUGACUAGGAAUGAAAACCUUUAGUAUUCAAGGCUGCGAUAACUUAAUUCCUUGCUCCCUGAAGGGUUCCUUCUCGUAUUCUCUGUCUCUCACACUUUUUAGUGACUUUGUUUUGUCUGAUGCAGUGCCUUUUAUAGUCAUAUAGUAGGGCACAAAACCCCUAGUGCAUAUGUUGCCUAGUAUUACAAAGAACAGCCUGCACUACUAUGACCGAUCUCAUAUUUGUACCAUUCAUUUUGGCAUUUCUCACCAAGUGGUGACUUUAAUAAUCAUUUUGUAAUCAUUAUUAUAGAUAUUUUCAUGGUGGGCUGUAUGUAAUGAGUCAGAAAUGCCGUCAGGGAUUAAAUAUUGCUUUUUAAAUCAAA